CGACCGAGGAACAACGCUACGUUCGCGGGCACAAGCGCUCGGGCCCUGAACCGUGCGGAACGUCAAAUUCUACAAUGCUGCUUUUCAAUCAAUCGCCGUGAAUGUUCGUUACAUAAUACCGCCCGAUGGUUCGAAAUUACCGCGUUUGUUGACAAAACUCGCUGAUUUUUCCGCUAGCAGUAAGACCGUGAUCGGAUUGUUACCCUCAGGUGGUGGAUUUUUUUUCUAGAACAAAAGAAUAAGAACAGAAGUGUUUCGGAACCAUAUAAGAUGGGGUCUUUGAAAACGUGUUUGAGUUCAGCGUUGACGAUUGUUGUGUUAUUUAGUUUACUCGAUGCCGGUGAUGCACUUUUGUGCUACGCAUGUAACAGCAGAUACGACCCAAGAUGUGCUGAUCCGUUCAAUCCGUACUCUCUAGGAAUUAUGAACUGCAGCAUGAUCGUACCUGCCGUACCUGAUGUCAAGCACAAUAUUUGCAGGAAAAUGACGCAAAAAAUUUACGGCGAGGUGCGUGUAUGGCGCGGUUGUGGUUAUAUUGCUGACGAACGCGACGACAAGGAAUGCGUGAAACGCAGUGGCACGCACGACGUGCAGGUCCACUAUUGUUCCUGCACAACCGACUUCUGCAACGGUGCGAGCGUGUCCUUGCCGUCCCUGCUCCUGGUGGCACCCGUUCUGGCCGCUACGGGCGUAUUGGGCGCGCUGAUGCGAGUGGCGUAACCGAAUGUGGUGUGAUUUUACUUCCUUUUGCAAAAUUUCUGGCUCACUACAUAAAUCUUAGCGAUGCAUUAAAAUCUUUGCGGUCAAAUAAAGUAUUCAAUACUUCGGCUGGUUAGAAGUUUCCU
This is a messenger RNA of Ctenocephalides felis (cat flea), 845 nucleotides long. RefSeq lists its product as uncharacterized. The coding region runs from base 271 to 720 and encodes 149 amino acids. The record is from RefSeq and is a predicted model, not a curated record. Lineage: Eukaryota; Metazoa; Arthropoda; Insecta; Siphonaptera; Pulicidae. Gene Ontology annotation, biological process: sleep; positive regulation of voltage-gated potassium channel activity; regulation of synaptic transmission, cholinergic. The transcript has 3 exons.